AUGAGUCAGGAGUAUUCCAGACCAAUGAGCACAAAGUUGCCGUCGCUGCAAAGCAGCCUGCAGGCUGAGGAUACGUCAACUUUCACUAACCUACACAAGGAUGUUGAGGAAGAGGGGGUGCUGCCGCUGCCGCAAUCCUCAACAUGGGAAGACGCAGAAGACGAGUGCGAUCCAUGCGCAGUCGCAGAGGUAGCUCCGACUCAGCUCUGCAGGCUCAGAAUCAACAGCCACAGCGAGGUGCUGAAGACGGCGGAUCGCGAACACAAGCAGAGGCAGCCCGGACAUGCGCUGGACGUCUAUAGCUGUUGCACGUGA
Messenger RNA from Symbiodinium sp. CCMP2456, 315 nucleotides. The record is from the annotation of a GenBank genome assembly. Lineage: Eukaryota; Dinophyceae; Suessiales; Symbiodiniaceae.